This is a messenger RNA of Zea mays, 288 nucleotides long. RefSeq lists its product as uncharacterized. Bases 1 to 288 code for a protein of 95 amino acids. Lineage: Eukaryota; Viridiplantae; Streptophyta; Magnoliopsida; Poales; Poaceae. Gene Ontology annotation, cellular component: chloroplast envelope. The transcript is spliced from 2 exons. The record is from RefSeq and is a predicted model, not a curated record.
AUGGGGCGGAAGUGGAACGAGCUGCUGUCAUCGGCUCCAUGGAGGACGGGGGAGGCGGCAGAGGAUGAGGACGCAACAAGGAUGAGCCGAGAGGGGAAGGUCAGCGUCACCAGCAACCCCGAGGAGAUGCCCACCAUGAGCGUGCCCCAGAGCAGACGCCCGGACCUCGACCUCACCAUCGACGACUUCAAGGAGGACGAGAUCGACCCCGAGCUGCGCUACUCCUUCCAGCGGAACAGCAGGCAGCUUCCAAUCACCCUUGCUACCUGCACCAUCAUCAGAGCCUGA